AUGGAAACCCUUGCUGACAUCGAGGACCCCAAUGUCCAUUUUAAAAUUGCACAUCUAUUUCUCAGUCAACUGGACCAGAUCCAUUACGAAGGAUCUGAUGUGAAAUACUCACAAAAUUUACCCAAGUUGGAUCUUUUACGGGCCAUUGCAAAAUUAUAUGUCGUCUCAAUGUCAUUUAAUUCACUGACCCGUGACUUAACAGAAGACCCGAGAUUCCAAGCCAACCACCUGAAAAAUCUCCAAGAAAGCUACCGGGCAGCGACGCACCUCAUACAUGUUUUCAAAAUCAGUAAUGUCAACGAAAUUGAAGACAGGGCCGGAGAUAUGGAGUAUCAACCUGACCUAUACUUCACACCCCUUUUCCAUGCAACAACAGUACUAUUCCGGUAUCUAGCCACAUUUCCUCGUUCCUCUGGGGAGAACUAUAUCUAUGCUAUUGAAAGCAUGAAAGACGCCCAUUUGAUAUUUCAGUCAUUUCCGAAACGGAGAGAGUUUGCUCGUGCCGCAAUUCACAUAGAGGCACUUAUGGAUAUUCUUAAAAAAGGGAUUUCGGUUGGGAGUAUGGAUAGGUUGGUUGUGCGGAACAAGCUUGGUGCUUCCGUCAUGUUCGACGCUAUUUUUCAUGCUUGCAGCCAGAGGAAUCUUGACCCGAGAACUGGAGAGCCUCGGGCUGUUCGAGAGUGGAAGACUGUCAAUGAGACUUUUGCUGAGAGACUUCCAAAUAUUCCCAAAGUGAGGGCAAAAGACCCUUCAUUAUUAUCUAGCUCUGUGGACUUCGAAACAACAUCAGGUCAACAAGCGAUUGCUCCAUAUACCCAAAAUCCAGAGUGGUGGGAGGAAUGGGACAAGUACAUCGAUCUAUUUCAAGUCGGGGAUGAACAAAUGGACAUUGAGUUUUGA
Penicillium angulare is the source of this 900-nucleotide messenger RNA. RefSeq lists its product as uncharacterized. Bases 1 to 900 code for a protein of 299 amino acids. Lineage: Eukaryota; Fungi; Ascomycota; Eurotiomycetes; Eurotiales; Aspergillaceae. The record is from RefSeq and is a predicted model, not a curated record. The transcript has a single exon.